Messenger RNA from Phycodurus eques (leafy seadragon), 1416 nucleotides. It is a transcript of the gene rh50, whose product is annotated as Rh50-like protein. The record is from RefSeq and is a predicted model, not a curated record. Gene Ontology annotation, molecular function: ammonium channel activity. Lineage: Eukaryota; Metazoa; Chordata; Actinopteri; Syngnathiformes; Syngnathidae. Gene Ontology annotation, cellular component: plasma membrane. Gene Ontology annotation, biological process: ammonium homeostasis; ammonium transmembrane transport.
AUGAAGCCAGGUGUAAGCAGCCUGCGGCUGAGGCUGCCUGUAUUUGUGUUUGCAGUGGAGGUGAUGAUUGUGGGUCUGUUUGCCAGUUUUGUCACAUAUGAUGAACAGGCCGAUCACAAAUUUCAAACCAACGAGACCAGACCCAUGGACAAUGCAGUAUACAAAGAUUAUACUUUUUUUGCCGACAUCCAUCAGGUGAUGAUAUUCAUCGGCUUCAGAUACCUGCUGGCAUUUUCCAGACUUUAUGGUUUUGGAGGGAUGUUUUUUAAUUUUCUCGUGGCUUCCUUUUCCAUCCAAUCGGCCAUUCUAGUACAGGGGUACUUCCAGUUCAGCCAUGAUGGUAAGAUCCAACUUGGAGUGAUCAACCUCAUCAAUGCAGAGUUUGCCUGCCCCGUGGUGCUGAUCUCCUUCGGGGCAGUGUUGGGGAAGACGAGCCUGCUGCAGCUGCUGGUCAUGGCUCUCCUAGAAGUGCCGGCAUUUGCAGUCACUGAAUGGGCAGUGCUGAAGUAUCUGAAGAUAAACGACGCAGGAGGUUCCAUUCUGAUUCACCUCUUUGCCUGUUACUUUGGCUUGGGAGUCACUUUUGUCCUGUACAGGCCUCGCCUCAACGAAGGUGACGUAAAGGAGAACACCAGCUAUCAGUCAGACAUCCUGGCUAUGAUGGGCACCUUGUUCCUCUGGGUGUUCUGGCCCUCCUUCAACUCGGCAUUAACCCUGAAAGGCGAUGACCAGAACAGGGCCAUCCUCCACACCUUCAUUGGCCUCUGUGCAUCCACCAUCACAGCCUUUGCUCUCUCUGCACUACUCAACAAAAAUGGAAAACUCAGCAUGGCUGACAUCCAGAAUGGGACCCUGGGUGGAGGCGUGACAGUCGGGGCAUCCGUAGAUAUGAUGAUUUUGCCUGCAGCAGCAUAUGCCCUGGGCACGGUGGGCUGCACCGCAUGCAUGCUCGGAUACAAGUACUUGAGCCCCCUCUUGGCAAAGUGGUUUGGAAUCCAGGAUCAAUGUGGAAUACAUAACUUGCAUGGUCUAACAGGACUCAUAUCUUGUACUGCGGGGAUUUGUGCAAUAAUUAUGGCUAACGAGGAGGUCUAUGGGCCUAGUUUGUAUGAUACUUUUAGGCACAGAGUCCCAAAAGAAGGGGAUCCAAAGUUGCUUGAGCUCCAGGCAUUAAUUCCUGGUCUGCAGCCAGGUUUGGGGCGGACUACCCGAGAACAGGCGGCAGCUAUCUUCUCCACCAUAGCAGUAGCCGCCAUCGGAGGCAUGCUCACAGGCGUGGUCUUGAAAAUGCCUUACCUCGCCUCACCUUCAGAUGAUUUAUGUUUUGAUGACCAGUUAUAUUUUGAUGUGCCUCUGGACAGUUACUUAGCACUUAAACUCAAUGAAGCCACAGAUAAAGAGGAAACUAUUGCCUAA